This is a messenger RNA of Pleurotus ostreatus (oyster mushroom), 1218 nucleotides long. RefSeq names its product Nuclear envelope morphology protein 1 (gene NEM1). The coding region runs from base 1 to 1218 and encodes 405 amino acids. Gene Ontology annotation, molecular function: protein serine/threonine phosphatase activity. The record is from RefSeq and is a predicted model, not a curated record. The transcript is spliced from 4 exons. Lineage: Eukaryota; Fungi; Basidiomycota; Agaricomycetes; Agaricales; Pleurotaceae.
AUGAAUUCCCUGACUUAUCUGUCACGUCAAUUCGAUGUCCUGGCUUCAGCAAAGACCCCACCAUCUACGCCGACGGCCGCGAAAUCUGCUUUCCUGGAGCAUGCAGCGGGCGAGGGAGCGCUGAAGCGGUCGUGGUCGACGAGGUCCUUCUUCUUUCCACCGCCCCGCAAGCCGGGGAGGGCGUCGCCGCCUCCACGUUCGCAUUCGUCACCAUCGGAAUUCCCUACCCUUGCGUCGUUACGGCCCCGCGCAUCGUCGUCCAAGACAGCGUCGGCAGCCCCCAAGCUGAGCCAGACACGCGUACAGGCGGUGGUGCGGUUCAUUCGUGUAUUUGUAGCCGCAUGGGAUGCACUGUGCUCGACAUGGGUUUCGUUCACGACACGACUGCGCUGGUGGCCCACCUCGGAAGGCUCAAUCCACUUUGAGAUCAGUGAAAAGGGGAAGGAGGUCGCCAGAGACAUUGUCGUCGAAGAGCAUCCGAGCCUCGGCCGACACCAUACAGACCCACCACACGUUGGGAGCCCACUGUCUUCCCAAGUUCAUCCCUCAAGUAAUAAUAAUCCCCCAAAUGACUCUGGUUCCUCAUCGCGAUCCCAGACGCCCAUGCUUACACGCAAACCCCAACGAGUACCUAGGAAGACGCUGGUUCUUGAUCUCGACGAAACCCUCAUACACUCUACGUCCCGCCCGAUGCCCAUGAGCGGAAGCAGCGGGUUCUUUGGAUUUGGCAGACGGAACAACGGACCAGGACACACAGUAGAGGUUAUCUUGGGGGGCAAGCGCACGGUGUAUCAUGUCUAUAAACGACCUUUUGCAGACUUCUUCCUGCGCACGGUAUCAAGUUGGUACACAUUGGUCAUCUUCACGGCAUCCAUGCAAGAGUAUGCAGAUCCUGUCAUUGACUGGCUAGAUGCGGGCCGAGGUAUACUGGGCCGACGCCUAUUUCGCGACUCAUGUACACAACUCCCCAGCGGCACCUACACGAAGGACCUCGCCGUCGUCGAGCAAGACUUAUCUAAUGUAUGCCUAAUCGAUAAUUCGCCUAUCAGUUAUCGUAUCAACGAAGCGAACGGAAUUCCUAUAGAAGGUUGGACAAAUGACCCCGCGGAUGAGGCGUUAUUGGAUUUGCUGCCCGUACUGGAUUCAUUACGGUUCACGAAUGACGUCCGACGCGUACUGAGUCUCCGGACAGCCGGGGGCGUUUCGUUCGCUUCGUAA